Cherax quadricarinatus is the source of this 729-nucleotide messenger RNA. Lineage: Eukaryota; Metazoa; Arthropoda; Malacostraca; Decapoda; Parastacidae. The record is from RefSeq and is a predicted model, not a curated record.
AUGAAGUCGGCCAGCAUCGUGGGGGUUGACGUCGAUGUGAUGCGGGCAGCAGACCACAGCAUGAGGUCUGGGGACAAUCUGCUGCCCCAACUCCGGAGUGUGGAGGAGUGUUUGACCAAUGUUCUGGGCCACCCUCUUGACUCCCACGCCCACACACAUGCCCCUGAUGAUUCCUACGCCCACAAUAACACAGCAAAGUUCCUGUCCCCUUCCUUUGAGGCUCGCACCUACCCCGGCCAGGAGCGAGGUCAGAGCAGAGCUCAGGUGCACUCCUACGUUAAGAGCAGCCUCGUCAACAGUCCUUGUAACCACGACAACCCAGGAAGCAACCAGCACACACUCUACAACCACCAGAAGAGCCACCAACACAACCAACAGCAGCAGCAAAUAGAGAUUAUGAAGGAGAGUGGUAAGAGCCCCCACCGAUGGAGCAGGAGUGUAGAGAAUCUACCUCAAGAACUACAGCAGCAGCAGCAGCAGCAGCAGCAGCAGCAGCAGCAGCAGCAGCAGCAGCAGCAGCAGCAGCAGCAGCAGUUCCAGUGUCGUUGUUCCUGUGAUCACUCCAGCUACGGUGACUUACCCACACCGUCAGUGCCCCGCUUCGCUGCCGUCGCCAACGGCUCCUCUUCGUCCUCCAGGAAUAGCAGCAGCGACAGCCAUGACCACCUGCCCAAAGACGUCCCCGAACUCAGGAACAAGCAGAGAGGUAAAUUUCUGAGAAGUCCCUGA